Messenger RNA from Chenopodium quinoa (quinoa), 2797 nucleotides. RefSeq names its product serine/threonine receptor-like kinase NFP. The transcript has 2 exons. NCBI's taxonomy places the organism in Eukaryota, Viridiplantae, Streptophyta, Magnoliopsida, Caryophyllales, Amaranthaceae. Bases 444 to 2363 code for a protein of 639 amino acids. The record is from RefSeq and is a predicted model, not a curated record. Gene Ontology annotation, molecular function: ATP binding; protein kinase activity. Gene Ontology annotation, biological process: protein phosphorylation.
UGAAAUCUGCUCUGCUCUGCCAGAAGCUCAAAAGAACAGGGCCUUAAUAUUGUAUUGAGAUUUGAGAGGCAAUCAUGAAAACAAGAGAGGAACAAGAGAAAGAGAUAAUACAAGAAGAAAAUUCUUCUGCAGAGUUCCAUUCAAUUUGUGCAAUUGACUAACCACUUUCAAUGUCUAACACAUCCGUAUCUCAAGAGUAAAGACUCAAUUUCCUCAUUAGAAAGGGCCCCAUAAAUAACAAACUCCCAUGACUAGUACUAAUGCAACUAACAUUCAAACUUAUAAUAGGAAUAGCAGCCAAGCAGGAUAACCAAUUUUUGACAAUUCUACUAUUGAGAAUUCACUAAACUUAAUACAGAGUAUACCUUCAUUCCUUCAAUUCACAUUCACCAAUUCACCUAUAAAUAACACAUUAAAAAAAAAAUACAAAUAAUCCCAAAAAAAUGUUGCCAAAAAUCUCUCAUUUGAGUAAAAUCUACUUUCUAAUUCUGCUACUUUUCCUCAAUAUAAUCCACCAUUCAAAAUCUGAACCAACUACAAAUGGCUACACUUGCACAAUCAACAGCACAACCACCAAUUUCCCCUGCCAAACUUAUGUAUUAUACAGAGCUAAACCCCCAGAUUUCUUAGACCUUGCUUCAAUUGGUGACAUCUUCAAUGUCAGCAGACUAACAAUCUCAAAACCCAGUAAUAUUUCAAACCCAUCUUUAUCUCUUCUCCCAAAUCAACCCCUUUUCAUCCCCAUUUCUUGUGGGUGUCACCCUGUUCAAAAUCAAACCCUUAAAUCAAUCUCUUUUGUUAAUAUGACCUAUACUUUCAAACCACGUGACAAUUUUUAUUAUGUUUCCACUAAAAUUUAUGGUUAUCUUACCACUUCCCAAUCUACUGAAAUUGUUAACCCAAAUCUUGAUGUUCAUAAUCUUCCAGUUGGGGGUGAAUAUAUUUUUCCUAUCUUUUGUAAGUGUCCUAAUAAUACCCAGUUGAGAAAUAAUGUUAGUUUCUUGGUUUCUUAUGUUUUUCAGCCUGAUGAUAAUUUGAGUAGUAUUGCAUCUUUGUUUGGAGUAACUAGGCAGUCUAUUGUUGAUGUAAAUGGGGAUAAUCCUAAAAUUUUUGAUACGGUUUUCGUUCCGGUUUCGAAACUUGUUAAGCUUAAUCAACCGAUUCAACCUCCUGGUGCUCCUAAUAAUCAGACUAAUAGUGGGAGUAAUCAGACUAUUGUGGUGAAUAGUAAGAGUGAUCAUAAAGGGGCUGCUGUUGGUUUAGGUGUUGGAAUGGGUGUUAGUAUUUUGUUGCUUGUAUUGGUUUCUGGGGUGUCAAUUUAUAGGGAAGUUGACUACAGGAAAAAGUCAAAGGAGAGAGAUUUUGAGGUGAUUAAUAGGCAGGAAAAUGUAGGGAAUGAGAAGAUGAUUUUGAAGCAAUUAGAACAGAAUUUGCUGUUGGCUGAUGUUUCUGAUACUUUGGAUAAGUAUAAAAUUUAUGAAAUUGAUGAAUUGAGAAAAGCUACUGAUGGGUUUGAUGAAAAGAGUGUGAUUUAUGGUUCUGUUUAUAAAGGUUGUAUUGAUGGAAAAUUUUACGCUAUAAAAAAAAUGGAAUGGAAUGCUUAUGAAGAAUUAAAGAUCCUACAGAAGGUGAAUCAUGGAAACUUGGUCAGAUUGGAAGGAUUUUCCAUAGACCCUGAAGAUGCUACUUGCUACCUAGUCUAUGAGUUCAUCGAAAAUGGAUCUCUUCAUUUUUGGCUACACAAAAACAAGAGAAAAUUAAACUGGAAAGCUAGACUAAAAAUUUCAAUUGAUAUUGCUAAUGGUCUUCAAUACUUUCAUGAGCAUACUAGACCACAAGUGGUUCAUAAAGACAUUAAGAGCAGCAAUAUUCUCCUAGACGCCAACAUGAGAGCCAAGAUUGCCAAUUUCGGGUUAGCAAGGUCUGGGUGUAACGCUAUUACAAUGCACAUUGUAGGCACCCAAGGAUAUAUUGCACCUGAAUACUUAACUGAUGGUAUAGCCUCUCCGAAGAUGGACGUCUUCUCAUUUGGAGUAGUCUUGCUCGAGUUGCUAUCAGGUAGGGAGGCCAUCGACGUGGAGGGAAAAGUACUUUGGGCUAGUGCCCAUGAAACUUGGGACUACAUUGAUGAGACCGAAAAGGUGAAGAAGUUGAUGGAGUGGAUAGACAAGUUCCUUCAAACGGAAUCUUGUUCAGUUGAAGCCUUGACAAAUAUGAUGGAUGUGGCUGUUGCUUGUGUUAAUAAGGAUCAUUCAAAGCGGCCAAGUAUGGUAGAUGUUGUGUACGUGUUGUGCAAGAGUGAUGACCCCUUUUAUGAUAUGUCGGGAACUGAGUUUUCUACAUCUUCCAUUACAUCAAGAUAGAUCAGAUAAAUAUUUAGGUUGAGAUGCAUGUAUGUAGUCCCUGUAGAUGGUUGUUGAACAAAUGAACUGUUGAAGUAUAAAAUUUCCAAACAACACAUGUAAGUGUCCCACAUUGAGAAAAGAAGAGAGAAUUAAACACUUUAUUAAGCUAAAGGGUUGCUCCACCUAUUAUCAUAUGGUUUUGAGAUGAAACUUCCUUUGUUCUUGUGGAAUGGACUCUCUCUUGACAACAAGUGCGGCUUAGGCUUAAUAGUUUGUAAUAUAAUUUUUAUUCAACUAAGCAUAUGUCAAAAAAAAAAAAAAAAAAAAAAAGUCAUGGGUAGGGAUGGCAACGGGUCGGACUCGGAGCGGAUUAUGCUAAAUUGGGCUAUUUGGGCCUUAGCAACACACACCCACUGCACCACGGUCCAUCAGAGUCGGAGUCGGAUUCGGAU